Saimiri boliviensis boliviensis (Bolivian squirrel monkey) is the source of this 1411-nucleotide messenger RNA. NCBI's taxonomy places the organism in Eukaryota, Metazoa, Chordata, Mammalia, Primates, Cebidae. The record is from RefSeq and is a predicted model, not a curated record.
GUCCUCGCGACAGCCGCUUCGGGACCUCAGUAUCCAGGAAGAACCAGGCGCGCCAGGAGCGGCCGCGGGAACUACAACUCCCAGCAGGCUCUGCGCUGGCGGCGCUAGUUGGGGGCCAAUUAGAACAAAGGAACUGGCGCGCUCUUGGGAUAGCAAGCUGAAGGGGAGCAGCGCGCUCCAGUUUCAUUGGCUAGGGUCAUGAGGGUGGGGCUCCGGGAGGGCAUGCUCCAGGAUCAUUGGCUGAGGGACGUGAGGGUGGUGCCCCGGUAGGGCGCGCUCCUGGUUCAUUGGCUGAGGGGCGUGAGGGUGGGGCUGCGGGAGGGCGCGCUUCGGGCUCAUUGGCUGAAGGUAGGGGCGGGGCUCCGGGAGAAGACACUCCGGGGGCGCGCUCGGGUCUCAUUGGCUGGGGGCGCGGGGCGGGGCUCCGGAGGGCGCGCGCCGAGGCGGCGGCCAUGGAGGGAGCGGGAGCCGGAGCUGGUUUCCGGAAGGAGCUGGUGAGCAGGCUGCUGCACGUGCACUUUAAGGAUGACAAGACCAAAGGUGCAGUUAGCGGGGAUGCACUGCAGCUCAUGGCAGAGCUGCUGAAGAUCUUCGUUGUGGGUGAGCCCAGGGCCCCGCCUCCCAGGCAGCGUCCAGGAUUCCCUUUGUUUCUCCAGCCGGAAAACCAAGACACGUUUUCCCGUUUCCCACAAGGGCCUGAACCUGGUCUCCUGCGCCUGCUGGUCAGGUGCUACAACCUGGUUCUAGGGGCUGCCCGUGGAUGUGGGUGGGGGCACUGGCCCCGGCUGAGGCCCUCGGUGGGCCCGAGUUUCAGAUCUCCCAGCAUCCCCCACUUGAGUUUCUCACUGCAGAAGCAGCAGUCCGUGGGGUGCGGCAGGCCCAGGCAGAAGAUGCCGUUCUCGUGGAUGUGGACCAGCUGGAGAAGGUGCUCCCACAGCUGCUCCUGGACUUCUAGGGAUCUCAGCCGUGGCUGACGCCACCCCGGGGAAGACCCUAGUCCACAGAAUCGGGGCUUGUUUUUAGUGGCUUCUGGUUGCAGACGGGGAAGGACCUGAGGGAUUUGGAGCUGAUUCAAACAAGAUCCCGAGAUUCCGCAGCCUUUGCAGAAGGGGCAGGACUGCAGCACACUGCCACCCUUGGAGUGCCCACUGGGGACAGGCCCAUGGGGGAGUCCCUGCCUGUCCCCUGGGGUCCUACAGGCAAGUGCUGGGAAAGGCCCGGCCACCAGCCAGCAGGUAGACCGUUUUACAAACAGCAGCUGGCAGCGCCGCCUCCUGGCCACAUUCCUGCCACCGACAUCAAAGCCUGUGUGACCUUCCCAGCCAUCCGGUAUUCCCCUCAGAAAAUGGUUCCCGAGGCUAUAAAUUUGUUCUCACAAAGCAACAUCAAUAAAUCAAAACUGUCUCUCCCA